Messenger RNA from Caenorhabditis sp. 36 PRJEB53466, 6208 nucleotides. The record is from the annotation of a GenBank genome assembly. NCBI's taxonomy places the organism in Eukaryota, Metazoa, Nematoda, Chromadorea, Rhabditida, Rhabditidae.
AUGGCAAGACCGCAGCCGAGAACGUUCAACGAUUGGGCGGAGCAAAUGAGCUCCAGCGGACGCAUGUACUAUUACAACAAAAAGACAGAGGUUUCUCAGUUUUAUAUGGAAAAAGUGCGAGAAAAGCAGACUUGCAGAUAUCUCAAUGGGAUAAACCGCACGAAUGGCGGGAGCACGAGGAGCGGGAAAUGCGGGAACGGGGUCUCGUGAUCGGCAUCGAAAUGCCGAUGCACCCGCAGCAAAUGGGUCAGAUGCAGUUGACUCCGGGCUCGGCGGAACGCAUGAGAAUGCCCGGAUCGGGUCCGAAUUCCGGCGAGAGGGAUCCGAGCAAGACGCCCGGAAUGGAGCCGCCGCCGCGAUUCGUAAGUGCCAAAAAUUGCCGAGUCUAAACGUCUGAAAAGUAAUCGAAUGAUUGCAAGUGGGUCAGAAGUACAUGUUUCCUUCGAAUCAUCAGAAAUUGGCAAUUUAUCUUCGACCUUUGCCCAUCGCUCGCAUUCAUGGCAAUGUCCUCUCCGAUUCACGCGCUCUCUCGUCGAUCGCCGAUGAUUGCGUCAAAAUGGGAAACGCAGAAACGAUGAGAACAUUCGCCAACUAUUAUUAUUAUUAUCAUUAUUAUUAUUCUCAUCGCUUCACCCCUCGCGUCCACAAUUUUUACAAUGGAUGACUGAAACCCGCAAUGUCCUCCUCGAGCACACCACCGUCAUCGGAAUUAUUCGAUUUCCUGACAAGUUCGAUCAGAGCCACGCAAAGUUUUGGCAGUUCAGAGGUGAUUUUAAGUAUCGGAAAGGGAACCGAUUCAAAAAGGGGCGUUGAGCCGAGUGGUUACCGAGAAAUUCCGGAGCCAAUUGGAUUAUUAGUGGUCUUUUCGGUUUUCGAGCGUAAUUGAGUUAGUCCGAGACGUUUGUAUGUGUGUGUGUGUAUUAGUUUGGCGACAUUUUUUAUGUACAACAUGAUCUGCCCAAAAAUAGGAUUCUUGUGAAGACUUGGUCAUCACAAUUUGACAAAUUUGACUUGAAAUUGUUUGUUGGCAAAUCUGGCAAAUUAUCCCCACAUGAAGUGCUUGAAACGAAAAAAGAAGAGCAACAUGGACAUAAAAAACGGGGGACAGCUGGUGGCGUAAUGCGUCCUUCCUUUCGGCUUCUUCUUCUUCUUCUCCACCUCCCGGGGACCGGUGCCCCUCUUCCUCUCUCUUUCUCUCUGUGUUCCCACUCUCUCUCUCUCUCUCUCCUCCUGGCGCCAUCUGUACUUCACUUGGCCGCCCGCCCGCCACGCGCGCCGUUCUCUUCCAUCUUACAUUCCAUUUCGUGCGCAACCUUCCUCCUCUUCUUCUCUGCGCACUCGUUUUCGUUGUUCUCUAUCUUUUGUGGGCACGGCAAAACGACGACGUCGUCAUGAACAUUCCAGUCGUCGAUUUGACCCGCCGCCACGUCAUCAUCGAAGCCUGAAAAUGGUUUUAAAGCAGUUUCCCAUGUGUGCAAAACCUUGUUAUACAAAUGUGAUAAGCGUGAUAAGCCUGCACAAAUCCGACCAAUUUUUGUUAUUUUCUAAACAAAAUGCUAGAUUCUGAUGUCUAGAAUUCCACAUACGAUAUAUCAACCACUACCCAGUUCCAGGCGCCUCCGACGCUGGCGCAACAAGCGCAACAACUGGUUGCGGUACCCGGAAUGCCGCAGUUCAUGGCUCACCAAUACCAUCUACAGUACCCGCCGGGCGUCGUGCCGGGACCUCCCAGCCAUCCGCCGCCCGGACACUACUUCACUCAGCCGCCGCCUCCGCCCGGACAUCAGUACCAUCCGUACCAUCAUCCGGGACAGACUAGUGGACCGACGACUCCCGUCGGACCGCCGAGGGGACCACCACCGCCUGGGUAAGGUGAAAAAGUGUCGGUCUUUGGGACUAUCAGGACAUUUCAAACUAAAUGCGAAAGUAAUUUUGAAGUGUGCCUGGCAGAGUUCAUAUCGAUUCAAACCUUUUUGAAUGUAACCUACAAUCCUAGCGCUUCAUUUGUCCUACUUUACAUCGUUUUACAUCGCUGCUUCGUAAAGUUACUCAAGCACAGUAAUCUUAUACAAAAACAGUUGUAAAGAAGGAAAAAUGAAGCUCUAGGUUUGUCGGCUACAUCUCAAUUUUCCUAGAAUCCAUAUGACGCUACCUAAUCCUGCUAUAAAUCCUCCAAACUUGACGCCUUUUUCGGCUGAACGUGUGUCGCCUCACUCUCUCGUAAAGUUUUUACAGAAUGCAGAUUCCGAAUAUGUCCCAGUACCCGCCCGGAAUGCUCCCUUUGCCGCAAAUACCUCCUCCGCCACCGCCGUCGCAGCCACGUCAUCUGGGCGGCAGCGGAAUUCCGCCGCCGCCACCGCCAAUGCAGGUCAGUUGAGAAGAAUGAGCUAGCCAAACACUUGAAAAUUAAUGAAAUCAAAGAAGUUCAAAAGUUGAAGACACUUUCAUAAACUUCACAUUUUCAGCAGCGUGCUCGAACGCCCGGCGCGCCGCCAAUUUUCGCGUCUCCGUCGCCGCGCGAGCUCUUCCCGACCGCAUCCGCAUCGUCAACUGCCGUUUCCGCUCAACCGCCACCACCUCCGCCGCCGCCAAUCGAACACAAAUCGUAAGCAUCAGCCGUGCCAAUGCUCUCUAACCAUCGUGUGAAGCCGUUACAGUAGUGCGGGAAGUGUGCAGUCGCCGCCGCGAACGCCCAGCGAUCGAGGAUCGACGAGUGGACGGCAAGAGUCGCAGUACAAGAGGGAAGUGGCCGCGAUGCAGAGAGAGCAACGGAGUGGAAGUAUCAGCGGAAAGAGGUAGAUAAGUAGGAAAUGUGGGAGCAUUUUAGUUUUAGUUUUUACGGUGGUACAAGGAAUAAGAACUGCGUUCCCCGACGUUUCGCAACUCGACGUUUCGAUACCCACGUGAACUUUGACAGUGCAAUUUAUCGCAAAGUAGUUCACGUUUGUUGCAAAACGUCGCGGAGCCAAGAACUGCUACGAAUGAUAAUAAACUUGUAGAGACGCGGUUACAAGUGAGAACUUCUAUAAAUGAGAAUUGUUUUGAAUGAGAACUGGUGGAAUCAUCAUCCUUUCUAGUUCUGUUUUGUUGCAGUUCUCAUUACUUUUCACCCAGCUACAAUAUUGAGAUCAGGCCCAGACUUUGCAGACUUCAUAGUCUUGUAUUGAAGAGUUUCGGGUUCAAGUUUCAAACCGAUCGGGUUAUCCGGUCCGGAGAUUUACUGGUUUGAGGCUGAAAAGUCCGAGUUAUUUUUAUGCUUUUCCGGUCAGACUCUGCGUAGAUUCAAGUAAAAACAUCCAUACUUGGAGCUUCCGCACAGUCUGAAAUUUAAGAAUAGUGGUACUACGGCAGUUGCACAAUUUUGGAAAAAGGAAAACGGAAUUCCAUACUGCUCUGCCAGAGAAGAUCAAAAGACCAGGUUUAUGCCAAAGAUUAGGCCUUUCCGGCCUUUUGAGGGCUCAGAAAUUGUGUUUUUUUAAGUUCUAAAAUGUAAAAACAGUGGCCAACAGUUGCACAACUCUCCAGUUCUUGCAGUUCGCGCGGAACAGUGAGCCCGCCGGCUCCACGAGAAGUCGGCGCUCAAAAGCGGCGCUACGAGGAGACUUCUUCGUCGCGUCAGUCGAGAAGCUCGCCGACGGACUCUAUCAAAUCGGCGGAACUGCAACGGAUCAGCCCUCCGGCUCCACCUCCACCUCCGCCACCGCCUCCACCGCCACCGGCACCGCCCGUCGAUGAGAAGAAAAUCAAAUUGCCGAUCGCCGAAAUGCUCAAGUAUUACGAUCCGGAGUCGGCGAACGAAACAUUGAAGCAGUUGGGACCGAACAACGAAGAGGAGCGACAUUUCAUUGUGAGUUUCGGCUUCUUCGAUAAAUUUAUCAUUUGCAAUGGGCCGGGCCGAAAUCCGGAAAAAGGCUAUUUUCUGGUUUCAACUAUCCUAAACUUACUUCACUAACUAUUGUUUUUCUUACUAAUCUCCUAAGGGAACACAGCAAAUGUAGGCUUUUCGGAAAGCUUGUGAAAUUCCGAGGGUACGCCUGUAAUUGUGCAUUUUCAGAUGCAAACGCGUCGCCACACGAUUCAUUUGGAGACGAGCCUGAUCGGAACGAUGCAGUUUCUCGAGCUGAACAAGAGAUAUCUGGACACGAGGUAUCAGAUGCGCGACAUACUCUCCAAAAGAAUGGAAGCCAUCGAUGUGGGUUUUGCUUCUUCUUCUUCUUUUUUCCAAAUGCCUCGUUCUGAGAAAACCACGCUUCUUUUCAAUGAGCUCCUUUGAGAACUGUGUAGUGUAGUCUCAGAACUUUUCUGUUUCCAUGCUAACAAGGGAACCUUUUAAGUGAUUAAAGGAACCGGCCUAAACUAACGACACAGUUCGAGAGAGGGACUUUCAAAACCUAUAUUCCAGUUUUCAAAAGCUGCUUUCGAGACCUCUGAAAUGCUGAAAUUCCAGUCCGAAGUUUGACAUUUCUUAACCAUAGAUUUCGCAUUUUGGUGGCGCGGCGACCCACUCUCACACCCUCGCCAUGCGCCACGAUUGUCACCGCCCGCAACACCCUACGAAAAUGUCGUCGAGUGGCGCAGGAGUUAACGGUGGGGAUGAGGGGAGUGUGGUCACGGGUUCGACUCCCUUGUUAUGCUUUUUUUCUUUUUUUCUUUCUUUUUUUCAUGUAUUUUUUUGACGAAAUUGUUUUUGAAAUGUUGAUUUUUUUGAAGAGAUUAAAGUGGCCAACUGAAGUUCCUCAUCGUGUAUGCGGAAAUUCUUCAUCAACACAUGAAUCUUUUUCGCGAUGUUUUUUUUCAGAACAGCAUUUGAGUGCAGUUGAUUCUUUGAUCCAUAACUCGAAGGGGAAUUUUUGUAGAGAAUAAUGCUCAACUACAAAGUUGAUCAGCAUGACAUUUGCUACAACUUUCCAGUUGACCACUUCUUUCUACAAUUUUUUGUUCUUGAGAUACAGACUGUUAAAGAUGGUAGUGCAAAAUCUUGCUGUAUCUCGCGAAUUGAAUGAGAUAUCAUAAAGUCGCCAACUAAAGAAACAUUACUGAAGACAUUUUCAAUACUUUUUUAGUUGACAACUUUUUUGAAAACUUGCUGAUUUUUGUGAUACGACCCACUUUUAAUCAACAGUCUGUAUCUCAAGAACAAAAAAUUGUAGAAAGAAGUGGUCAACUGGAAAGUUGUAGCAAAUGUCAUGCUGAUCAACUUUGUAGUUGAGCAUUAUUCUCUACAAAAAUUCCCCUUCGAGUUAUGGAUCAAAGAAUCAACUGCACUCAAAUGCUGUUCUGAAAAAAAACAUCGCGAAAAAGAUUCAUGUGUUGAUGAAGAAUUUCCGCAUACACGAUGAGGAACUUCAGUUGGCCACUUUAAUCUCUUCAAAAAUCAACAUUUCAAAACAAUUUCGUCAAAAAUACAUGAAAAAAGAAAGAAAAAAGAAAAAGCAUAACAAGGGAGUCGAACCCGUGACCACACUCCCCUCAUCCCCACCGUUAACUCCUGCGCCACUCGACGACAUUUUCGUAGGGUGUUGCGGGCGGUGACAAUCGUGGCGCAUGGCGAGGGUGUGAGAGUGGGUCGCCGCGCCACCAAAAUGCGAAAUCUAUGGUUAAGAAAUGUCAAACUUCGGACUGGAAUUUCAGCAUUUCAGAGGUCUCGAAAGCAGCUUUUGAAAACUGGAAUAUAGGUUUUGAAAGUCCCUCUCUCGAACUGUGUCGUUAGUUUAGGCCGGUUCCUUUAAUCACUUAAAAGGUUCCCUUGUAAGGGGAAUAGAGCCUACGCGCGCAGCAAAGGCCUGGGAGCUCAAGAGAAAAAUCUGGUCAACGAUAAAAAAACUGGGGACUUUGAAAGAGGCGAAAUGGUACUCGUUGGUAACAAUUUUGUGAUACGUUCGCAGUUUGAUAGUUAUCAUUCUGUGAAUUGCAGAGGUCGUUCGAGUUUUUUAGAGAGUGAGCCGCAUGAAAGAUCCAAGACAUUCUAGAAGAGGACGAUCAUAAAUAUUGUACAGUUUGAAAUGGAAACCAGGAGUGAAAGGCCUGUAGGGCCAGAUUAGCAACCGUUUUAGUACAAUUUUCUUUGCAGGACGUGAUCAAAAGACUGCAAGAGACGGCGGCGACGAAUCCGGUGAUUACCGUGGUCGAGACCGGGACCAACAACAAUUCGACGAUACAAAUUGCAGAUGUGGCUGGAAAUAACACGAAUAAUAAUCACAAUUCCUAG